Messenger RNA from Rubroshorea leprosula, 2195 nucleotides. The record is from the annotation of a GenBank genome assembly. Lineage: Eukaryota; Viridiplantae; Streptophyta; Magnoliopsida; Malvales; Dipterocarpaceae.
CCUCGUAAAUUUAAGCCUAAAAUUACAUCCUAAAUACCGCCGUGAGGCCUCCCCUUUCCGGCUAAGUGAUGGACGCCGGUUUUGUUCUCCGGCCAUUGUUGUUUCUCAUCAUCCUGUCUUCUUCUCCGGUAGCAUCUUCAGCACCCGCCUCAGACGCCUUGUUAAAGCUCAAGCAAUCCUUCUCCAACGCGACUGCUCUGGAUUCUUGGAAACCCGGAUCCGACCCGUGCAGCCAACAGGACAAGUGGAAGGGUGUGGUUUGCUUUAAUGGCGUCCCCAGGGGUGUCCGUCUCGAAGGAAUGGGGCUGUCGGGGAAGAUCAAUGUCAAUGCGCUGGGAGAAAUUAAGAGCCUGAGGUUCAUUAGUUUCAUUAACAAUUCUUUUUCAGGACCCAUUCCGGAAUUCAAUCGACUAGGGUCUUUGAGGGCUAUGUUCUUGUCGGGGAAUAAGUUUUCCGGCCAAAUUGCGUCGGAUUAUUUCGUUAAAAUGGAAGCUUUGAGGAAAGUUUGGCUCUCGGAAAACGAAUUCACCGGAAAGAUCCCGGCGUCAUUGGGUCAGUUGUCCCGUCUCGUAGAAUUGCAUCUCGGAAACAAUCAAUUUAUUGGGAAUAUCCCAAAUUUCAAUCACCUAAGUCUAGUGUCUGUGAAUUUGGCAAACAAUAAACUGGAAGGGGAAAUUCCUCCCAGUUUAUCAAAAUUCAAUGCAAAUUCAUUUGUGGGGAAUGCAGAUCUUUGUGGAGAACCUUUGGGUGUUAAAUGUAAUAAGAAAAGUGAAAAUGCGGUAACUGGGAGAGAUGUACAUAAGGAUGGUUACAAAAAAAUUUUGGCUGCAAUUCUAACAGUAGGGAUUAUUAUUCUUGUUGUGGUGAUCAUCUUAGGGAUUAUAAGGAGGAAAAAGAGGAAGGAGGGUUUAAAGGUGGUGGGAGAUAGACAGAUUUUAAUGGAGGAGAUUGAGGUGAAGGUUUUAGUGCCAAAGAAAAAUGGAGCGGACUUGAGCAAGAGGAGUUUAGGGUCGAGUCGAAAAGGGUCUCAGAAGGGAGGUAGUCAUAAAGGAGGUGGUGGGAUGGGAGAAUUGGUGAUGGUAAACACUGAAAAGGGUGUUUUUGGGUUACCAGAUUUGAUGAAGGCAGCAGCAGAAGUGUUAGGGAAUGGGAGGUCGGGAUCUUCAUAUAAGGCAAGAAUGGCUAAUGGAGUAGCAGUGGUGGUAAAAAGGAUGAGGGAAAUGAAUGCAAUGGGGAGAGAAGAAUUUGAUGCGGAUCUUAACAGGCUUGGAAAGCUAAAGCACCCUAAUAUCUUGACUCCUUUAGCUUACCAUUUCCGGAGAGAUGAGAAGUUGUUUAUCUUUGAAUACCUUCCCAAAGGCAGUUUGCUUUAUCUAUUGCAUGGUGAUCGUGGACCAUCACAUUCUGAAUUUGAUUGGCCUGCUAGACUAGAGAUCAUCAAAGGAAUUGCCAAAGGAUUAGAGUACAUUUACACUGAACUUGCUUUUCUAGAUGUACCACAUGGAAAUCUCAAAUCUAGCAAUGUUUUCAUCGGUUCUGACAAUGAGGCUCUACUAUCUGAGUAUGGAUUCUGCCCCUUCAUGAACCCUAAUGCAAGAGUUUUGUUUGCUUACAAGAGCCCAGAAGCCAUAGAGAUUGGCAAAGUGACCACCAGAAGUGAUGUGUACUGUCUAGGAAUUGUCAUUCUUGAGAUCCUGACAGGAAAAUUCCCUUCUCAAUAUCUUAGCAAUGGCAAUGGGGGGACUGAUGUAGUUCAUUGGGUGGAUUCUGCAAUCUCUGAGGGGAGACAGGCUGAAUUAUUUGACCCAGAGAUUGCAAACUCUGGAAUUUCCAGCAGCAUGGAGGAACUUCUCCAUGUUGGUGCAGCUUGUUCUCAGAGUAAUCCCGAGCUGCGGUUAGACAUGAAAGAAGCUAUUAAAAGAAUAGGAAAGAUAAAGAUAGAGGGAGGAGGUUUACCAUCACCUAGCUAGUUGCGGCAAGCAAUUUACUGCAGAUCCUACUUAUUUCUGGAUUCAGAUACAGGAAAAAUGAAUUGAAGUUGUUUCAGUUUACUGUACAGAUCUUGGGUAAAGAAAAGGAAGAUGAAAAGGAUAUGAAUUAUGAAGACACUACACAUGAUUUGUUCAUUUGUUUUUUUUGUAAAAUGUAACUUUAGCACAUUUUAUUCCUUUUUUUAAUCAACUUGUAAAUUGAUU